CGCCUGGCAAUCGCGGAGGCGGGCACGAGGCCGGCGUAUUUAAGAGCGCCGGGCGCCGCACGCGGGAGAACGAGCGCGAGCGACGCGCGCGGAGCGGCAAGACAGGGCGGACAUGGUGCAGGCCGAAGGCGGACGCUGGCCCCAGUACGCGGCGGCGAUCGCCGCGACGCUGAGCCUGGCGGCGACGGGCGCGCACAUCGGCUGGACCUCGCCCACGCUGCCGACGCUGAAGGCGCUGCCCGAGGGCCACCCGCUGCGGCUGAGCUCCGGCCAGGCCUCCUGGAUCGCCUCGCUGUACCUGCUGGGCUCGCUGCCGGGCAACGCGCUGGCGGCGCCGCUGGUCGACCGGCUGGGCCGCCGGCGCACGCUGCUGCUGGCCGGCCUGCCGCUCGCGCUGAGCUGGCUGCUGCUGGCGCUGGCGCGCCGGCCCUGGCUGCUGUGCGCCGCGCGCCUGCUGGCCGGCCUCGGCCAGGGCCUCGUCUACGUGUGCUGCCCCGUGUACAUCGGCGAGAUCGCGGAGGCGCGCGUGCGCGGCCGGCUGGGCUCGCUGAUGAAGCUGAUGGUGAGCGCGGGCGAGCUGUACGCGCGCGCGCUCGGGCCCUACGUCUCGUACGGCGCGCUCGCCUGGGGCUGCCUGCUGCUGCCGCUGGGCUUCCUGCUGGCCUUCGGCCGCAUGCCCGAGUCGCCCUACUUCCUGCUGACGCGCGCGCGCCGCGCCGAGGCCGAGCACUGCCUGCGCCGGCUGCGCGCGCCCGGCUGCCCGGCCGAGCGCCUGCAGGAGGACCUCGACCAGCUGCAGAAGGCCGCGAUCCGCGAGCUGGGCGCGCGCCGCGGCGGCGCGCAGCUGCUGGCCGCGCUCUGGGCGAACCGGCGCGCCGCGCUCGUCUGCCUGGGGCUGCAGCUGGCGCUGCAGCUCGGCGGCCUGGCCGCCGUCGAGUCGUACACGCAGGAGAUCCUGGAGUCGGGCGGCCUGGCGGCGGCGCGGCUCAGCGCGCCCGCGGCCGUGAUCGGGCUGUCGGCGGUGCAGCUGCUGGCGGGCCUGGGCGCCGCGGCCCUCGUGGACCGCGUGGGCCGGCGCCCGCUGCUGCUGGCCACGGCGCUGCUGGCGGGCCUCUGCCUGGGCGCCUCAGCGGCCUUCUUCCUGCUCGAGCGGCGCCUCGGGCCAGCGCUGCCGGCGCGCGCCGGCCUGCUGCUCGUCGGCUCGGUCGUCGGCUACGAGCUGGCGGUCUCGCUGGGCCUCAGCCCGCUGCCCUACCUCAUGCUGGGCGAGCUCUUCCCCGUGGACGUCAAGGGCGCGGCCGUGUCGCUGGCCAACCUCUGGGCCUCGCUGCUCGCCUUCGUCGUGUCCAAGAUGCACCAGGUGGUCGCCGACGCGGCGGGUAUCGAGACCAGCUUCGCCUGCUACGCCGCGGCCUCCUUCCUCGGGCUGCUCUUCAUCUUCUUCUGCGUGCCCGAGACCAAGGGCAAGUCGCUGCUGCAGAUCCAGGAGGAGCUGCGCUGCGGCUCGCGCAAGCCGAAGCUCUGCGCGCCCGGGGCCCAGUCCCGGAUCAGCACCAUCGCCUGAGGCGCGUCCGCGCCGCACUGGCCCUGCUCGCGAGCUCCUGCUUUGCCCUCGGAGCUCCGGAGCCCGCGCGCCCGAUUUCAACUAGUGAGACUGAAAUUGUAUUUAUACUCUCUGUAACAUAUGUAUUUAUUGAUAUGUGCUGCCGCUUGUAUCACGGCGAAACAAUAAAAAUCACUGCUCCUUCAAUCGAUCUGUCUCUUUCGCCUCGACUGCCCUCUCCCCGUGCACGUUGCUCGACCUUGCAGUAGAUGUUUCGUUUAUAACGUGCAAUCAAUUUUGAUGAAGAUGAGCUACCGGCUUCGGCAUUCUAAGUAACGCGAGAGAUCUCCAGCGGCAUCGACGUUGCACGAACUCGUCAAAUGAGACAGAAAAUCAAGUUCUCGUUGUACAAGCGCGGAUUAUAUUUCUAACGGAUUAUCGAAUGAUUUGCGGGAAAUCGCGAGCAUUUUUAUUACUUGUCAGGCACAGCAUUGUAUAGCUUUCUUCGGUUCGUCAGCCGUAUAGUUUUCGAGUUAAAGUCAAAAAUCAAUAGUAAAUCUUCGUGAAAAGUGCUGAAAG
Phymastichus coffea is the source of this 2122-nucleotide messenger RNA. Its product is annotated as facilitated trehalose transporter Tret1-like. Gene Ontology annotation, cellular component: membrane. Lineage: Eukaryota; Metazoa; Arthropoda; Insecta; Hymenoptera; Eulophidae. Gene Ontology annotation, biological process: transmembrane transport. Bases 113 to 1564 code for a protein of 483 amino acids. Gene Ontology annotation, molecular function: transmembrane transporter activity. The record is from RefSeq and is a predicted model, not a curated record. The transcript has 2 exons.